This is a messenger RNA of Amphibalanus amphitrite, 2996 nucleotides long. RefSeq lists its product as uncharacterized. The transcript is spliced from 3 exons. The coding region runs from base 410 to 2590 and encodes 726 amino acids. The record is from RefSeq and is a predicted model, not a curated record. NCBI's taxonomy places the organism in Eukaryota, Metazoa, Arthropoda, Thecostraca, Balanomorpha, Balanidae. Gene Ontology annotation, biological process: DNA integration. Gene Ontology annotation, molecular function: nucleic acid binding.
GUUUCAAUUUUUUCUUCGCGCCGGCGACAUCUGCUCAGACGCGCUUCUGGAUGCUGAUUGGCCGAGAUCUCCGUUGGUGCGUGGUCACGUGACGCCCAUAGCCGCCGGCUACGUCUGGUCCGCGUCGGGUAACGGCAGUGUUACUGUGUUGUCAUGGUAAUGGCUUUGUAUUGCAGGAGAUAAGAGUCGGGGAUUGGAAGUUUGAUAGGAACUGUGCUGUGGCUAGUGAAGUGAUACGGAUCGGAACUAAUUGAAGACGAUUUGUCAGCCUGCAAUUUUCGAGCAUCUCUGAACAGGUCAAGGUUGGGAAGGACAGCACACGACGAAAUGGACAAAAAGAAAACCACGCUGCCAGACAAAGGAACAAAACAGGACAUUGAAGAGUGGAUCGACCAAGGAACUGUGGCAGAUGGGGCUGCAGUGGGAUGACCCUCUGCCUGCUGAGAGCGCUGAGGUCUUCGGCCUGUGGCUGGAGGGCCUGGAGAUCCUAAAGGACCUCCACUUUCCGCGCCGCUACUCGGAGAGGGCGUGGCAGAGCUCAGAUGCCGUCGAACUUCACGCCUUCAGCGACGCCUCACCCAAAGGGUAUGGUGCGGCAGUCUACCUCCGCGUUCUCCAGCCCGAUGGUGCGUACACUGUGUCGCUGGUCAUGGCGAAGGGUCGUGUCGCUCCUCUCAAGCAGAUAAGUCUGCCGAGAUUGGAGCUGCUGGGUUGUAUGCUCGCUGCUCGGCUGGUUGUCUUUGUGAGGAAGGCACUCCGCCUGUCUGACGUCACUCCGUGCCUCUGCUGGAGUGACUCGAUGAUAGCCUUAGCAUGGAUCAGAGCCAGUCCACGGAAGUGGAAACAGUUUGUGGCAAAUCGAGUCGAAGAAAUUCAGUCGCUGACUAGCCCGUCGAGCUGGUCGCAUGUGCCCAGUGCUGAUAACCCCGCAGACCUGACCACCAGGGGGCUGUCUGCACAGGAGUUGGUGACCUCUCGUCUGUGGAGGUCGGGCCCGGUCUGGCUGUCUGAGCAAGCUGGACGGCCUGUCGUAUCUGACGAGCCAAACGCACCCGACAGAGCUGACUCUGAAGCAGCUGCCGAGGAGGUGGCAGUUGCUCUCACCACGACAUUGUCUGUUACAGAGAGCCCGCUGGACUUCGAGCGGUACAGCUCUCUUUCACGUGCUGUUCGAGUGCUUGGCUGGGUGCGGCGUUUCAUCUACAAUGCGCGCCGCGCUAGUGGGACGCGCGGUCGGAGGACGAGACAGUCUACUGCGAGCUGUCUCCGAGGUGAGCUGACGUCUGAGGAACUCUCGGAGGCCAGGCGACAGCUAUGGGCGCUGACACAGCGGGACGCCUACCCUGAGGAGGUGAGAGCUUUGCAGUCGGGACGGCCUGUCCCCAAGGGUUCACCGCUGUGCCGUCUGAACCCCUUUGUGGGUGACGACGGACUUGUUCGAGUGAGAACCAGGCUGCAGUUGGCAGACCUAUCUGAUGAUGAGGUUCAUCCUGUGCUGCUUCCGAGCUGUCAUGUGUGUGAGCUUCUCGUGCGUGAGCAACACUUGCUGAUGAAGCAUGCCGGAGUUCCGACUCUGGUCACUGCUUUAAGAGGCUCGUUUUGGAUCGUUGGUGUCAGACGGCUCGCGAAAAGGGUGAAACGUCAGUGUGUCUCGUGCCAGAAGCAGGACGCUCGGUCCUGCAACGCGCCUGUGGCGCCUCUGCCCCGAUCGCGAGUGACGCAGGCUCCGCCAUUCGCUGUGACGGGGCUCGACUUUGCUGGGCCGGUGUUUUGUCUCGACCAGCCCCGUAAAAAACUGUACAUCUGUCUGUUCACGUGUGCAGUAACUCGUGCUGUUCAUUUAGAGCUGAUGGAUUCGAUGUCGCUCUCUGACUUUCUCUUGGCUCUGAGGCGGUUCGCAGCUCGGAGAGGGAUGCCGUCAGAGAUAUUUUCGGACAAUGCCGCCACUCUGAAGGGUGCAGACAGCUACCUUCAGGCUCAGCUCGGUCACCUCGCUCCUGUUUGGCGGUACAUCGCUCCACAGUCGCCUUGGUGGGGGGGCUGGUGGGAGCGUCUCGUUCGGACGGUCAAGUCGGGACUAAAGAAGUCCCUUGGCAGGCGCUGCCUGGGUAAGACAGAGCUCGAGACUUUGUUGCUAGAAAUCGAAUCGUGUGUCAAUUCGCGUCCUCUCAUGUACUCUGGUGAUGACGCUGACUCGUCGUCUCCGCUCACACCCAGUCACUUCCUGAUCGGACGUGCCUCGGGAUUCCAGUCCGAGCCGGUGGAGCAGCCGACCGGAGUGUCACGUGACUCGCUCUCGAUUCGUGCCAGGCUCCGGAGAGAGCGUCUGGAUCGGUUCUGGGACAUCUGGUCGGCAGAGUAUUUGCGGCAGCUUCCGGUGACGGUCCGUAAGUUCCGUCAGCAGGGACAGUUGAAGGUCGGAUCAGUAGCUCUGAUCAGAGGGGAUAACGUUCCCAGGCUGAUGUGGCCGCUGGGCGUGGUUACCCGGCUACACCCGGGGUCUGACGGGGUUGUGCGUGCGGUAGACCUCCGUACGGCCAAGGGUGUCCGUACAAGAGCCGUACAGAGGCUCCAUGAUCUAGAGGUGUAGGUAGGUAGGGCGCGCGCGAUCGAGCUCUGUGACUGUGUUCGUGUGUAUCAGUGAUCGUAGUUAGUGAUCGUUUAGUGAUAAGCUGUGUUGCAUAUCGAGUGUACUUGGGUUGGAGUGGCAUGUAUCCAACAGGGGUUGCCUACUCCAACAGGGGGGAAGAUGUUGUUAAUUAUUUCCCCGUCGGGCGGGCGCUAAGUACUAAGUGCGCUCGUCGCAGUGUGCGGUGCGCGGGCGAUCAGCUGAUCGUAGCCUCGCCUCGUGUCGUAAAGUCUCGAGAAGCUUCGCUGUGCGCCGCAUAAGUAAUCAUUCGCUUCAUUCGUUCCCUGGCACGAGUCUCGUUGCCUAUUUCGUUAUUCGCUCGUUCGUUCUCGUUUGAACUCGGUUUGAACGGAAUAGAAGGGAAAGC